Insectozyma verbasci is the source of this 1239-nucleotide messenger RNA. NCBI's taxonomy places the organism in Eukaryota, Fungi, Ascomycota, Pichiomycetes, Serinales, Debaryomycetaceae. The record is from the annotation of a GenBank genome assembly.
AUGAAAUUUUUAGUUACGAGAAUUAAUUUUUUUAAAAGACCAAUCAUGACUAAAUCUUCAAUUCAAUCUUCAAAUUUAUUUAAACCUUUAACUAUUGGUUCAUCAACUGUUAAAAAUAGAAUUGCUCAUUUACCUACUACUAGAACAAGAGCAAUUAAAGAUGGCCAUGUUCCAACUGAUUUACAAUUACAAUAUUAUACCGAUAGAGCCAAAGAUGGUAGUUUAUUAAUUACUGAAGCUACUUUAAUUAGUUUAAAUCAAGGUAUUUAUCCUUCUGUUCCUGGAAUUUGGAAUCAACAACAAGCAAAAGCAUGGAAGAAAAUAGUUGAUUCGGUUCAUGAAAAUGGUGGUGUUAUUGCUGCUCAAUUAUGGGCAUUAGGAAGAGUUGGUAAUGCUAAGUUAUUAAAAGAAAAUGGAUUACCUUUAACUGGUCCGAGUGCAAAUUAUGAACAUGAACAAGCUGAAAAAGAUGCAAUUGAAGCUGGUAAUCCAAUUCAAGAAUUAACAGAAGAACAAAUUGAUGAUUUAAUUAAUAAUCAAUAUCCAAAUGCAGUUAAAUUGGCUUCAGAAACUGCUAAUUUUGAUUUUGUUGAAUUACAUGCUGCUAAUGGUUAUUUAUUUGAACAAUUUAUUCAUCCAGAUAUUAAUAAAAGAACAGACAAAUAUGGAGGUUCAAUUGAGAAUAGAUCAAGAUUUUUAUUUAAUGUUUUAGAUAAAUUAUUUGAAAUUGUUGAUCCUCAAAAAGUUGCAAUUAGAAUCUCACCAGCUAAUGAAUUUCAAACACCAAGAGUUAAUCCUAGUUUUGUUGAAGAUUGGACUUAUAUAAUUAAAGAAUUACAAAAAAGAGCUGAACAAGGUAAAGCAUUAGCAUUUAUUGAUUUAGUAGAUGCUAGAUUUAAUGAAGAUCGUACUCAUACAAAUAUAGAUUUAGAAUUUAUUCCUGAAAUUUGGAAAGGUAUUUUAAUCAGAGGUGGUAAUUAUACUUAUGAUGAUAAAGAUAAUUGGGCACAAAUUGUUGAAGAUGCAAAUUUAGAUGAUCGUACUUUAGUUGGAUUUGGUAGAUAUUUCAUUGCAAAUCCUGAUUUACCAAAAAGGAUAUAUAAUGAUGAAGAAUUAAAUGACUAUGAUAGAUCAACUUUUUAUUCACCUUAUAACUAUGGAUAUAAUACUUAUCCAUUUUUAAAUGAAAAAUUAGAAGUUGAUCCUAAUGAAAAAAGAUUAGGUAAAUCAUUAACUUAA